This is a messenger RNA of Rotaria sp. Silwood2, 240 nucleotides long. The record is from the annotation of a GenBank genome assembly. NCBI's taxonomy places the organism in Eukaryota, Metazoa, Rotifera, Eurotatoria, Philodinida, Philodinidae.
AUGACAUUCACUGGUGUUACACAAACGUUGGAUAAUGGAAAUAUUAUUGAACAAUAUAAUUAUUCACCACCAGCUGGCUCAUCACUAACAGAUAAUAUACUAGUCAAUAUAGUUUUUAAUGCACUAGGUAAUGUCUUUAAUGCAAUUGUUGUUAAUCCUUUGUCAACACCAACAACUACGAGCACUUCAACAGCUACUACUAUCAGCAACGCUGCUACAAUUGUUAGUACCACAGCAUAA